This is a messenger RNA of Impatiens glandulifera, 1361 nucleotides long. Its product is annotated as replication factor C subunit 2. The record is from RefSeq and is a predicted model, not a curated record. Gene Ontology annotation, molecular function: ATP binding; DNA clamp loader activity; ATP hydrolysis activity. Lineage: Eukaryota; Viridiplantae; Streptophyta; Magnoliopsida; Ericales; Balsaminaceae. The transcript has 7 exons. Gene Ontology annotation, cellular component: DNA replication factor C complex; nucleus. The coding region runs from base 55 to 1056 and encodes 333 amino acids. Gene Ontology annotation, biological process: DNA repair; DNA-templated DNA replication.
UAGGAAGGGUUUUGUCAGUCAUUGGUUUCUCUCUGAUAGAACUUUGGAGCACAAAUGGCUUCAUCUUCCUCUUCCACAGCAAGCCAUGGUUACGAGAUUCCAUGGGUAGAGAAGUAUAGACCCAACAAAUUGGAGGAUAUCGUCGGAAACGAAGAUGCAGUCUCUCGUCUUCAUGCAAUUUCUCAUGACGGGAACAUGCCCAACCUCUUAUUGGCUGGUCCUCCUGGAACUGGUAAGACUACUAGUAUACUGGCUCUUGCACACGAGCUAUUGGGACCUAAUUAUAAGGAGAGUGUUAUGGAGCUGAAUGCAUCAGAUGACAGGGGAAUUGAUGUUGUGAGAAAUAAGAUAAAAAUGUUUGCUCAAAAGAAAGUCACACUACCCCCUGGGAAGCACAAAAUCAUCAUCUUAGAUGAAGCUGACAGCAUGACAUCUGCAGCACAACAAGCCUUGAGGCGUACAAUGGAGAUAUACUCAGGCACUACCCGAUUUGCUCUAGCCUGCAAUACAUCUUCCAAGAUAAUUGAACCUAUUCAGAGUAGAUGUGCGCUUGUUCGGUAUUCAAGAUUAUCUGAGCAAGAGAUACUUAGUCGUCUAAUGGUGGUGGUUGAAGCAGAAAAGGUCCCUUACGUUCCGGAAGGCCUUGAAGCAAUCAUAUUCACCGCUGAUGGUGAUAUGAGGCAAGCACUGAAUAACUUGCAAGCUACAAACAGUGGAUUUAGUUUUGUCAAUCAAGAAAAUGUUUUCAAGGUCUGUGACCAGCCUCAUCCUUUGCAUGUGAAGAACAUGGUUAGGAAUGUAAUAGAGGGUAAAUUCGAUGAUGCUUGUGCCGGUCUAAAACAGCUUUAUGACUUGGGUUACUCCCCAACAGAUAUUAUCACUACCCUUUUUCGAGUAAUAAAAAACUAUGACACCGCUGAGUAUAUCAAGUUGGAGUUCAUGAAGGAGACAGGAUUUGCACAUAUGAGGAUUUGUGAUGGAGUUGGUUCGUACCUACAGCUAUGCGGCCUGCUUGCAAAACUUGCAUUAGCCAGGGAAACCGCCAAGGCAACAUAAGAUGUUAAGCCACAACUUAGUGUUUGAAGAAACUAGAUUCUAGACUCAUUAUGGUUGGCCAUGUUUAUGCUGAGAUCAAUAGUUAUGGUUUUUAAUAUCUAGGUUUUUACUUAAAUUUCUUCAAUCUUAACCUAACAACAGUCUUUGAAUGUGUUCAAAUUUGGCGAGAUAAGGUUUGUUUGUUUGUUUUGAAUUUAUGAAACUAGAUCUCUUGGGGGUUAUGUAGUUAUGUAUUGGGUUUGAGAUAAGGUUUGUUUUGGGUGAUAGGAACAUAUAUAAACCAACAUAAUUGAAGUUUGUUUGAA